Messenger RNA from Paramormyrops kingsleyae, 1572 nucleotides. The record is from RefSeq and is a predicted model, not a curated record. NCBI's taxonomy places the organism in Eukaryota, Metazoa, Chordata, Actinopteri, Osteoglossiformes, Mormyridae.
UUCAAAAAUAUUAUAUUGGCGAAAAUCAGAUUCAGUGUCACAGACUGAAAUCCUUUACUCUCCCAUGUCUUGAGAUAUCUCGUCCUUCAGUAAAAAAAUUUUUUUUGUUAUUUUUUGGAAAUUGUACGAAGUUGUCGUUAAAAUUAUCUGCAAUGUCGGGUUUGUCAGAUAAGGGCAUAUGUUUCCAGGGUAAAGACCUCACUGAGGAACUAGUUCGAAUUUUCACUGAAGACUCUGACUGUGAGGAUGAAGAAUUUAAAGGCUUUGCUGAAGAUAACAUUAAGCCAGAGGAGCUAGUGCGUUUCGUUUAUGAAGAUAGGGACGAUGGUGAAGACUCCUUCACCCGUGUAAAGAGGACUGGUCUGCGCAUAGCCUUCAGGCUCCCUAUGAAAAGAAGACGACGUGUCCAGGAGAAACCUUUGGAGAACAACAAGCAGGGUGGAUCACGGAGCGGGGAGGUCAGGGUGAGUGAGAAACAGCAGACCAAGGAAGAAGAUGACGAGCCUCAGAUGAGCGCUGCUCCAGCGCUUGCUGCAGACGCCACAGAAGAGGACGAGUGUUUAGAGACGGAGCCCAGUGCCAUGGAGAAACGGGCCACCAACAUCAAAGAAAACAAAGCCAUGCUUGAAAAGUUACUGGCUGACCUAAGCUUGCUGUCUCCAUCAAAGAGAACUUCAGCCACCAGAGUGUCUAAAAGGAAGAGGGUGUCUGCUAAGGAUGGGAUGUCAUUGAAGAUGAAUGUGCGGCGUAAUCCAAUUCGCAGAGCCCGGCCUCCAGAGAAUUUUGCGGCAGAGUGCCUGUUGGCCUCUCGCUCAAAAUACAGGGGACAUCUGUUGAAGAUCAAGAGAGCCAGGAUCAUGACAAAGCUCAUAGAGAUGCACAGGCAGAGAGAGCGAUCGCCACGGAAGCACUGUCGUCAUGGCACUGCUCGGGCGCUUGAAGACACCACCAAGGAGGAGCUUGAAAGUGUGGCGAACACAUCAGGAGAUAAGAUCCAUGACAAACAACACGGUAGUACUUGCCAUCAAUGUAGGCAGAAAACAUUGGACACGAAGACAGUGUGUAGGAACCCCAAAUGCACGGGUAUCACAGGGCAUUUCUGUGGGCCCUGUCUGAAGAACCGGUAUGGUGAAGAAAUCCGUACUGCGCUCCUGGAUUCUAUGUGGGUGUGUCCUCCUUGUCGGGGUAUAUGUAACUGCAGCCUGUGUCGCAAGCGGGACGGACGCUGUGCUACCGGCAUACUCAUCCACUUGGCCAAGUUCCAAGGCCACACCAACGUCAAGGACUACUUGGACAGCCUUCAGAAAGAAUGUUCAAUCUAAGUCAACUGUGUCUUCAUUCUUUGUGUUUGUAUUUUACUAUGCCUGGAUAUUUAUAUUUGAUUUUAUAAUUUUCGUUCAUGCUCCAAGCUCCUUUAGGCCUGUAGGUUUAUCAUUGUUUGCAUCCCCAUGUAAAGUGAAAUUAUUAGUCAGUUAGUGACAAAGUUUUUCACUCUUACUGUAGUUACUUGAGGACUGUUUGAAAAAAGAGGAUAUUUUUGUUCCAUUUAAAAUAAAUGUUCUUCUGCAGAAA